Acanthisitta chloris (rifleman) is the source of this 738-nucleotide messenger RNA. RefSeq names its product peroxisomal biogenesis factor 11 alpha (gene PEX11A). Gene Ontology annotation, biological process: peroxisome fission; regulation of peroxisome size. Gene Ontology annotation, cellular component: peroxisomal membrane. NCBI's taxonomy places the organism in Eukaryota, Metazoa, Chordata, Aves, Passeriformes, Acanthisittidae. Bases 1 to 738 code for a protein of 245 amino acids. The transcript has 3 exons. The record is from RefSeq and is a predicted model, not a curated record.
AUGGAGAGCUUCGUCAGCCUCACCGACCGCUGCCAGGGCCGCGACCAACUGUUCCGAGCCACUCAGUACACUUGCAUGUUGCUUAGCUAUUUAAUAGAGAAUCAGGCCGAUAAAAAGAAGCUGCUAAUGAAGCUCAAGCAGUUGGAAUCUAGCAUGAGCUCUGGCCGGAAAAUGUUCAGACUGGGCAACAUGGUACAUGCCUUGGUAGCAGCCAGGAAAACGACACAGCUGCCAGAUGUGGUUCCUCGCCUGUGCCUGACAGCCUCCAACCUGACCCGUGCCCUCUACUUCAUGUGCGACGCGGUGCUGUGGGUGAACAGUGUCGGGCUCCAGCCUGACAUCAAUAAGCCAAAGUGGAAGAUUUGGGCCACCAAGUGCUACUACUUUUCACUCCUGAUGAAUCUAGCCAGGGACUGGUAUGAGAUCUCCUGGAGGCUGGAACAAGCUGUACAGGAAGAAAAGACAAAGGAGAAUUCCUACUGGGACAAACGCGAUGAGGAACUAAACUGUGUGAAAUAUGAUAGUUUGCAUGGUUUUUUUGUCCUGCUCUUUCAGAUACUGAAAAGACAUCCUCCUUUGCUGCUGGACUUGAUGAAGAACCUCUGUGAUCUCUCAGGUCCUUUGGAUACGCUGGGAAUCUACAAGACCAACCCAGGAGUGAUUGGUUUCUGUGGUGUCCUCUCCUCCCUGGUGGGGAUCCUCACAUUAGCAAGCCCACAUCUGAAGCUGAAACAGUGA